GGUUUUGCUCCGCUUUAGCAGCGGCGAAGGGAGGACCCCCGGGAGCCGGUCCCCGGCGUCCGGUCGCCCAGCCCUUUUCAGGCUUGGGCCCGCAUGGAGGGGACCGUGGAGUCCCAGACGCCUGACCUGCGGGAUGUGGAGGGUAAGGUGGGCAGGAAGACCCCUGAAGGGCUGCUCCGCGGGCUGCGAGGCGAGUGUGAGCUGGGAACCUCUGGCGCCCUGCUGCUCCCAGGGGCGUCUAGCACCGGCCACGACUUGGGGGACAAGAUCAUGGCGCUGAAGAUGGAGCUGGCUUACCUGCGAGCCAUCGAUGUGAAGAUCCUGCAGCAGCUGGUGACCUUGAAUGAGGGCAUCGAGGCAGUGCGCUGGCUGUUGGAGGAGCGGGGGACGUUGACCAGUCAUUGCAGCAGCCUCACCAGCAGUCAAUAUAGCCUGACAGGCGGGAGCCCAGGCCGCUCAAGGCGAGGCAGCUGGGACAGCCUGCCAGACACCAGCACCACCGACCGGCUGGACAGUGUCUCUAUUGGCAGCUUCCUGGACACAGUGGCCCCCAGCGAGCUGGAUGAACAGGGCCCACCUGGGGCUCCACGUUCCGAGAUGGACUGGGCAAAAGUUAUAGCUGGUGGAGAGAGGGCCAGGACUGAGGUGGAUGUGGCAGCCACCAGGCUAGGGAGCUUGAGAGCUGUGUGGAAGCCCCCAGGGGAGAGGCUUCAAGGUGGACCACCUGAGUCACCAGAGGAUGAGAGUGCCAAGCUGGGCUUCGAGGCCCACUGGUUCUGGGAGCAGUGCCAGGAUGAUGUGACCUUCUUGUAACAACUAUUCCACCCUUUUGUAAUCCUGUGGCUCUUUUAUCCAUUAGAUGUGGUCUCCCCCAAAAUUGAUUCUCCCUCAGUCUGAGACUAGGAAGAGGCUGCACUGAAAUCAGUUACCAUGGAAACCUGGCUCAUCAUUUCUCUAGUCCCUAGGGAGUCUCUGCCUUUAUCCCUCAAUUAUUGGGUCCCUAGAGCUAGCUUGCUCUUUCUUUCUUUCUUUCUUUUUUUGAGACAGGGUCUUAUGCUGUUACCCAAGAUAGAGAGCAGUGGCAUGAUCACAGCUCACUGCAGCCUUGACCUCCUGGGCUCAAGCGAUCCUCCUAUUUCAGCCUCCCCCAUAGUUAGGACCACAGGCAUGCACCACCAUGCCCAGCUAAUUGUUUAUUUAUUUAUUUUUUUUUUGUAGAGAUAGGGUUUCCCUGUGUUGCCCAGGCUGGUCUCAAACUCCUGGGCUCAAGGGAUCCUCCCGCCUCAGCCUCCCAAAGUGCUGGGAUUAUGCCCAGCCCCUAGAGAUACUUCUAUAGAGAUAUUGACUCUAAAGGAUUGACCUAUGGCUUUUGGUAUUUAGUAUCUCUCACUACUCCCCCCAGCUAAGUAAGGAUUUAAGGAAUUUAGGACUCCCUGGAGUUAACAGAUGAAGAGAUGGGGGCAUAAUUACUUCACCCAAAGUCUAGAAGCCUUGGCCUCUCUCUUGGCCAAGAUGGAGGAUUGAGGAGGGACAUGGACCUUCAGGACUAACCCUCUAUGGAUUGGCCCUCCCAGAAGCGUUUGGGCUGGUAGACCCACCCCUUCCUACCUGCUGAGUGAUGUCAUUUCCUGCCAGGAUGGGUAGCCCUUUGUACGGGUCCUUGGAUGGUAGUAGGUCAUAUAGGGGCAUCUGAGCCCCUGCUGCUAAGUGAGAUCACAUUAUUUAUCGUCCAUACCAUUACUUCUUGUGAACAGUAACAUGUCACUCCUCCUGGCAGGAAAGUUUCUCAUUGUCAGAUGUUUGUGCUUCUUUUCAGGUCUUACUUUUUAAAUAGAGUGUUCUCAUUUUA
Homo sapiens (human) is the source of this 1849-nucleotide messenger RNA. It is a transcript of the gene LURAP1, whose product is annotated as leucine rich adaptor protein 1. Gene Ontology annotation, cellular component: cytoplasm. Gene Ontology annotation, biological process: positive regulation of canonical NF-kappaB signal transduction. Lineage: Eukaryota; Metazoa; Chordata; Mammalia; Primates; Hominidae. The transcript is spliced from 2 exons. The record is from RefSeq and is marked validated. The coding region runs from base 94 to 813 and encodes 239 amino acids.